Messenger RNA from Eupeodes corollae, 1240 nucleotides. Its product is annotated as homeotic protein ocelliless. Bases 251 to 1084 code for a protein of 277 amino acids. The transcript is spliced from 3 exons. The record is from RefSeq and is a predicted model, not a curated record. Gene Ontology annotation, molecular function: RNA polymerase II transcription regulatory region sequence-specific DNA binding; DNA-binding transcription factor activity, RNA polymerase II-specific. Gene Ontology annotation, biological process: regulation of transcription by RNA polymerase II. NCBI's taxonomy places the organism in Eukaryota, Metazoa, Arthropoda, Insecta, Diptera, Syrphidae.
UGGUGGCGUUGCGUGGAAGGAUAUAAAAUUUUAUCAGAAACGGCCAGUUAAAAUACAUUGUGUUGAAUCCAAACAACAGUUCUCGUUCGGACGCGAAUCCAAUAACAUCGUCGUCUUUUAUCCAAAUUAACUUUAACAAAUUACGGAUCAUUUUAUGUUAAUAAAAUUCGUAAAAAAUAAUAAUUAUUUAAUAUUAAAAUUGUGUAUUUUUAAAUUUAUAUAAUUAAGAAAAAAAAACUAAUUAUUUUAAAUGGCUGGACCAUUUCUGUCGCCUUUGCCUGGGGAUUUAUUAACUGAAUACAUGUUUGGCAGAAGGCGCCAAAGAAGAAAUCGCACAACUUUUACUCCACAACAACUUCAAGAAUUGGAGGCCCUUUUCCAAAAGACACACUACCCGGAUGUGUUCUUACGCGAAGAAGUUGCACUUAGAAUAAGUUUAAGUGAAGCCCGAGUUCAGGUUUGGUUUCAGAAUAGAAGAGCAAAGUGGCGAAAGCAAGCUCGUCUUCAAUUGUUACAGGAUGCAUGGAGAAUGCGUUGCCUUAGCCUGGGCUCACCACCAGUUAUCGUUGGAGGUGGUCGUGGCGCCAAUAAUAAUUCUAAUGAAUCAACAAGUGCCAGCCAACAACAAAUACCAGAAAAUCUAUCUAGUUCGGAAAAAACAAAUCUACCCCCACAACCACAGCCAAAUAAUUCCACAGGGCCAUCGGAUAAUGGUGGCUCUACAGAUGCACAACAACAGCAUCACUUUACCAUGAUGCAUCCCGCCUUCCAGAAUCAAAACAGAACAAUAGAUCGAAAUGCAGAGGCCUCCGGAGCCGGGGGUGGUGACGGUAGUGUCAUUGGAGAAUUUAACAACUGCGAAAAAACCUACACAGAAUUGAAAAUGUAUAAAGACCAAAACGGUCAUGCAUCUCUCGAUGCGCUGCGAAAUCACAACAUGAAUGGAAUGGGCUGUGAUGCACGCUCUGGCAGCCUUAGCAAUUGCUCCGAUACUGAUGGUUCUGAUUCAGAAGAAAUCGACCUAACGUCAGGAGCAUGCAUCGAUUUUUCAAAUAACAAUAAAACUACGAAUGGCUUACAUUAGACACGUGAUUUGAAAAGUUUUAAAUGCCUUUCAGGUUCAUCUGCAUCGUCUAUGGUCGUGUUUAAUUUCGGAAGCACUUGUGAAUAGAAAAAAUAAUGUUUAAAUAAUAUUACUCAUUUGAUUUUUAAAACUAUAGACUUUAUUAUUUAGCUGAAU